Molecule: messenger RNA, 2044 nt
Organism: Seriola aureovittata
Lineage: Eukaryota; Metazoa; Chordata; Actinopteri; Carangiformes; Carangidae
Product: major histocompatibility complex class I-related gene protein-like
Exons: 7
Coding region: 199-1260 (353 amino acids)
Biological process (GO): immune response
Cellular component (GO): external side of plasma membrane
Source: RefSeq, a predicted model, not a curated record
CACGUGUUGUCAAGUGGUGAAAAUGUUUCCUUAAUCUGCAGUUUAUUCAGCUCUGAGCUUCCAUUAAAAUGAAUCCAACAGCUCCUCCCAUCCACUGUCUGACUUGACGUGGUGACGUUGACGUGCCAACAUCCCCCUAAGCCCCACCCCCCUAAGCAGCUGAAUCUUCAGUCUUUUAUUCGUCUUCAUCCAAACAAGAUGGAAAAGUUAUUUUUGUUGCUUCUUCUCUGUCUCGGUUCAUCAGCAGUGAAACACUCCCUCAAGUAUGUUCUCACUGCGUCUUCUGGAGUCACAAACCUCCCACCUGUUGUGUCUGUUGCACUGAUCGAUGAUAUUCAGCCAGGUUACUGCGACAAAGAGUCGUUACAACCACGGGACUGGGUGAAAAAUUAUUUAGAUACCGACCCUCAGCAGCUGGCGUGGUACAGUGAAAAGUGUCAUGAGAUUCUGCCGAACGUCUUCAAAGCCAGGAUCUCCAAUGUGAAGCAGCGCCUCAACCAAAGUGAUGGUGUCCACAUUUUACAGUGGAUGGGCGGCUGUGAAUGGGACGAUGAGACUGGAGAAGUUGUUGGUUUCAUGCAGUUUGGUUAUGAUGGAGAAGAUUUCAUGUCAUUUGACCUGAACACACUGACAUGGGUCGCUCCGAAGCCACUGGCUGUCGUCACCAAAUUGUCAUGGGAUGUUGACAAAGCGAGAAUAAAAUACAAUAAGAACUUUUUAACUCAGAUGUGUCCCGAAUGGCUGAAGAAGUAUGUGGACUAUGGGAGGAGCUCUCUGCAGAGAACAGAGCUUCCCUCAGUGUCUCUCCUCCAGAAGACUCCCUCCUCUCCAGUCAGCUGCCACGCUACAGGUUUCUACCCUCACAGAGCUGUGAUGUUCUGGAGGAAAGAUGGAGAGGAUCUUCAUGAGGACGUGGACCAAGGAGAGAUCCUCCCCAACCAUGAUGGAACCUUCCAGAUGAGAGUUGACCUGGACAUUUCAUCAGUCACACCUGAAGACUGGAGGAGGUACGACUGUGUGUUUCAUCUCUCUGGAGUGAAGGAGGACGUCGUCACCAAACUGGACAAAGCAGAGAUCAGGACCAAUGAAGAGAAGCCCAGUAACGUGAGCGUCUCCAUCAUCACUGCAGUGGUUGUUCUCACUCUCGUCCUCAUUGCAGUCACUGGAUUCAUGGUUUACAAAAAGAAGAAAGCCAAACACGCUCCACUUUCUCCUGACAGCGACUCUGAGCUCUCUGAGAAACUGAAUGAAGGAACCUGACAAACACUCAGUCAGUGAGCUCACAUGGGAGGGAAAAGUGUCAUGUGACACAUUAUACAGCUGAAAGAGUCUAAAUGAUGUUUUCCUGUAGCAAAAGUGCAAUAGCUUUAUAUGAACAAAGUGGGAUUAAGGGAUAAAAACAAUCUUGCUUGAGGUAAAUGUCAAAUAUAGUUAUAUAGUUUUAUUUUUUCAUGAUUGAUUAUUUAAUUUUAUCAUUGAUCUUACAUUGAUGCAUUAAUCUGUUUUUGAUCAUUUUUGAAUGACAGUUUCUGGUUUUACUGUAACUCAGAGAAACAUCUAACUAACCUCUGUUUGUUAUUGAAACCAUCUGCUUUUCUUUGGUGAAACGGUUCAUGGGAAAUAAUUAAUGAAACUGCUGGGUAUUAUUAGACUGGUGGAACCAGAUACACAGUGAUGGUACUUGGACUGAUAAGUGGAACAUGGCGUUCAUAUGAUGUUGUCUAUAAACCAGUUGGACCAGCCCAUGUGAGCUGAUCAUGUAGAUAUGAGGCAGAGGCAGCAGAGUAUCUGCUCUUUGACUGAAUGAGAGAAGGAUUUAAAAGCUGCUUAAAGCAACAUUAGCUCAGGGUUAGAGAAGGUGUCGUCUGUCAGAGGUUCAGUAGAUUCAUGACAACACAGACUGACACCCACUGCAGCGUCUAGUUAUAGAUCAAAGAUCAUUUAACUGGAGAACUGGUCAUCUACAGGACCAUCAAAUAUAAAAUGUGUUGUUCUUUCUUUUGCUGCUCAUGUUCCACUUUUCAAUAAAGUUCAAUUUUCCAAA